Molecule: messenger RNA, 1471 nt
Organism: Calliphora vicina (urban bluebottle blowfly)
Lineage: Eukaryota; Metazoa; Arthropoda; Insecta; Diptera; Calliphoridae
Gene: ntc
Product: nutcracker
Exons: 2
Coding region: 432-1439 (335 amino acids)
Molecular function (GO): protein binding
Source: RefSeq, a predicted model, not a curated record
GAAUCUUGUUUUGUAGAAUUUUUGUUUUAUUUUAAAUUGACGCGAGUGUUUGUGUUUUUAUUUUAUGUUUAUGAUUUCUUAAAAAUAAAACAUUUAAUUGACUACAUUACAAUCUAUAAUUAAUUAUAAAAAAUAAUGUGGUUUCAAUAAAAAUCGAAAAUAAAAUAAACGACUUUGAUAGUGGUUUUCAAUUGCAAAGAAUAGAAUGAAAAAAGAGCUGCAAAAAGCUUGAAGCCGUGAAUUUGUGUAAAAUAAAAUGCGAAAAAAAUAAAUUAAAAACCAAAUGAUUAGUGUUUCUUUUUUGAGUGUGUGUUUCAAAUGAAAAAUAAAAUGUCAUGUAAUAUUUAAUUCAUGAAAUUCGUUUGUGUAAAAAUAAAUUAAAAAAAAGUGCUAAAUUCCUUUAAUUAAAUAAAUUCAUUAAAAAAUCAAACAUGUCUCAACAUUCCGCUGCUUCUACUACUACGAAUACAACUACUGCUGUUACUACGACGACUACUAGUGAGGAGUCCUGCGUUAAACCUGGUUCUUCUUCGACGGGAUCUUUGAAAAAACAAAAGCAUAAGGAUGCCGAAGUACCCUUAACUGAUGACUUUGUUUUAAUGUCUGCUCCUGAUAAAUUCAAGGAUAAAAAUAUCAACGAAUGUAAUGUGGUAAAAAGACAUCGCAGUGACGCAUCGCCAAAUGAAAAAAUAAAUCUUGAAUGUCUGCUCUUAUCGGAUACAUCACUAACAAGUGGCAUACCACAGCAUGUUGAAGUUCUCCUGCAACAUUUCAAUAAUACACAACUAACACAGGCAGAAAUACUAUUUUUACUUGUUUAUAUAGUGGCCUUAGAAUCUGGAUUUGUUGGUCUAGCGGGUUAUGAGCAGGCGAAAUUGUAUCUGGAACAUUUAUUAACCAUAAGCUCAUUUCAUGCAAAAAAUGUUUUACGUUUAUCACACCUUAAACCCAACUACAACUUAACGGAAGACAAAACACGUUUCUGCUUAAAAUUACGCACACUAAUAAAUAUGCAAGAUGCUGGCGACUAUGUGUUUGCUUUACUCACUGGCUUUGUUACCGGUGACUUUUUAAUAGUCACCUUAACUCCAGCCACUUCAACAUGUGCCAACGGUUUUAGCUUAGCUCUAUCUAUUGGUCGCUAUGUACUUUCCAUGCAGUCGAAGAAUAAACCUUUAUAUCAACGUUUUCAUAAACUAGAUGAACUCUCGAAUAUUUUGCGUGAUCAAUUGUUUGUGCCCAUGCGUUGUCAUCAUAUUCGCUUGUUGCAGGGAUUUAUUUAUACCGCUUUAGAUGGCUUGCCUGUGGAACUUUAUGAUCAUAUUUUUAAAUACUUAAGCAAAAAUCAAUUAAAAAUAUUGGCCAAUGUUAAUAAAUCAUUGUAUGAUUCUGUUAAAGGCAGCAAAUUUACACAAAAAUAUAGGGACACAAAGGUUUAAGGUUUAGUUUUAAGGGUUUUUUUCUAUUUUGG